UAAAUGACUGCUGUGGCCUCAAAGACCAAGAGAACCUGCUCAGUCAGCUGAAGCCCCCUGUGGACAGCUGUCUCUCCCUCGCUCUCAGCUGAUGGAAACUGCUAGUAACCACUGAAUGGGGGAGAGUGAAGUAAAACCACAGGACCAGCAGCUGCAGCUCCAGUGGUGGCGGCGGCAGCAGCAGCAGCAGCAACAGCAGCAAGCAAGAGCUCUAUUGUUCCCAAGUCUGAAACAGUUUUCUUCCUUUCCAACUGAAAUGCACAAUAGCUGGAAAGCCAUUUCCAGUCUCCCUGCCCUUUGAAGAAAUCCUGACCAGAGGGGCGGGUGGGAGAAACCCUUCAGGCAAGGGGUUCUCCAUUGUGCUGCUGGUUUGAAGAGUGAGCAGGCUCCUGGCAGGCAUGGAGAUGGCAGAGCAGUACAUAGCUUUCCUUGGUGGUGUGGUGGUCUCAGCUCACUCAAGCAAGUGCCUGGAGGUCCUCGCACUUCUCUGGUUUGCGAUCUGGGUCGCUACAGCACAAAGUGAAUUGGAAACUUCAGUAUAUCUGUGGAAGACAGGUCCAUGGGGCAGGUGUAUGGGAGAUGAAUGUGGCCCAGGAGGUACCCAGACUCGAGCUAUAUGGUGUGCUCAUGUGGAAGGAUGGACUACCCUCUUCACAAAUUGCAAGCAGGCAGAGAGGCCUGACAACCAACAGAAUUGCUUCAGAGUUUGUGACUGGCACAAGGAACUGUAUGACUGGCAGCUGGGCAGCUGGAACCAGUGUCAGCCCAUCCUUUCAAAAAGCAUUGAAAAAACAACAGUAUGUGUGAAUGGGGAAGAAGGAAUUCAGAGGAGAGAUAUUAUUUGUGUCCACAAAUCAAACGGUGUGAUAGUUGAGGACGCCAUAUGUGAAUACUUUGAGCCAAAGCCUCAGCUAGAACAGGGAUGUCUCAUCCCUUGCCCGCAGGUCUGCAUUGUAUCUGACUUCUCAGCAUGGACAGAGUGUUCUAAGAGUUGCGGCAAAGGGCUGUCCUACCGUUUUCGCCAUAUUAUAGCUCCCCCUCGUUAUGGGGGCUCUGACUGCCCCAACCUGACAGAGUUUCAGGUUUGUAGCUCAGCCCUCUGUGCCACUGAAGAAAAUCUAUAUAGUCUGAGUGUUGGGUCCUGGAGUACCUGUUCAAUUCCUCACUUGCGGCAUGUCAGGCAGGCAAGGAAACGUGGGAAGAACAAAGAAAAGGAGAAAGAAAGGGAGAAAAACAUUCGGGAUCCAGAAACCCGGGAAUUAAUUAAGAAGAAGAGGACUCAUAACAGGCAGAACAGACAGGAGAAUAAAUAUUGGGACAUACAAAUCGGAUAUCAGACCCGGCAGGUGAUGUGCACACACCGAAAUGGAAAGACGGUUGCUUUAAGUUUUUGUCAACAAGAAAAAUUGCCAAUUACAUUCCAAUCUUGUGUGAUCACAAAGGAAUGCCAGGUGUCAGAAUGGUCUGAAUGGAGUCCAUGUUCCAAAACAUGUUUUGAUAUGACAUCCUCAAAAGGAUAUCGUACAAGAACACGGACAAUCAAGCAAUUUCCUAUUGGCAGUGAAAGUGAGUGUCCAAACCUAGAAGAAACAGAGCAGUGUGUAACUCAAGGAGAUGGAGUGACAGCUUGUAUCACAUAUGGCUGGAGGACCACAGAAUGGACAGAAUGUCGCAUUGACCCUUUACUUAGUCAACAGGAUAAGCGAAGAGGAAAUCAAACAUCUCUUUGUGGGGGUGGGAUUCAGACUCGGGAGAUGUAUUGUGUGCAAGCGAAUGAAAAUCUCCUCUCUUAUUUAAAUACACUCAAGGAAAAAAAAGAAAGUCAAUCCCAGAGAACAUCAAAAACUAGUGCUGCUCCACUUCUAUCCAUCACUUUUGAAAUAACAGCUUCUAAACCUGUGGAUUGGAAACUGUGCACAGGCAAUACUCCCAGCACUACCCAACUGUGCCACAUCCCCUGUCCCAUAGAGUGUGAGGUAUCAGCUUGGUCAGCAUGGGGACUGUGUACCUUUGAAAACUGUGAGGACCAGCAAGCCAAAAAGGGUUUUAAAUUAAGAAAGCGUCGCAUCAAAAAUGAACCCACAGGAGGUACUGGCAACUGCCCUCAUUUGGUUGAAGCGAUCCCGUGUGAAGAGCCUUCUUGCUAUGAAUGGAAAAUAGUGAGCCUGGAUGAGUGUAUUCCAGAUAAUGAGAAAGAUUGUGGACCUGGUACACAAGUGCCUCAAGUAGUCUGUAUAAGCAGUGAUGGAGAAGAAGUUGAUAGACAGCUCUGCAGAGAUGCUAUCUAUCCCGUUCCCAUUGUCUGUGAAAUUCCAUGCCCCAAGGACUGCGUUCUCAGCACAUGGUCUGGAUGGUCCUCCUGCUCUCACACCUGCUCAGGAAAAACCACAGAAGGGAAACAGAUGCGCACCCGUUCCAUCCUGGCAUAUGCAGGUGAAGGUGGUCUUCAGUGCCCAAAUAGCAGCAUGCUACAGGAAACACGCAAUUGCAAUGAUCAUCCUUGUACAGUUUAUCACUGGCAGACUGGACAGUGGGGGCAAUGCAUAGAAGAUACUUCUGUGUCCGCAUUCAACUCUUCUGCAGGUUGGAAUGGAGAAGCCACCUGUGCUGUUGGAAUGCAAACGAGGAAAGUCAUCUGUGUGAGACUCAACAUGGGACAAGUACCACCCAAAAAGUGUCCCGAAAACCUUCGUCCUGAAACUGUUAGACCUUGUUUAUUGCCCUGCAGGAAAGACUGCAUUGUGACUCCUUACAGUGAUUGGACACUGUGUCCUUCUUUAUGUCAAGAAGGGUCAGUUGUUACUGUGACAAAACAAUCUCGACACCGAGUCAUCUUGCAGCUCCCUGCAAAUGGGGGUCGUGACUGCCCAGAGACCUUAUAUGAAGAAAAAGACUGUGAUCCUCCUCCUGUCUGCGUGUUUUAUAGAUGGAAAACACACAAAUGGCGCCGGUGCCAACUUGUACCAUGGUAUGUUCGGCAAGACAGCCCAGGUGCCCAAGAGACAUGUGGUCCAGGACUACAAGCAAGAGCUAUUACAUGUCGCAAACAAGAUGGCAGCCAGGCUGAUAUUGGUGAAUGCCUAAAAUAUGCAGGGCCUUUACCACCCUUGACACAACUCUGCCAAAUACCUUGCCAAGAUGACUGCCUGUUCACAAUCUGGUCAAAAUUUUCUGCCUGCGGUUUGGACUGUGGAUCAGUUAGAACAAGGAAGCGCUUACUAAUUGGAAAAAGUAAGAAGAAAGAAAAAUGUAAGAAUCCUCAACUUUAUCCACUCAUUGAGACCCAAUUCUGCCAGUGUGACAAAUACAAUGCCCAACCAGUUGGAAACUGGUCAGACUGUAUAUUACCUGAAGGCAAAGUAGACAUACUUAUGGGAAUGAAAGUUCAAGGAGACAUCAAAGAGUGUGGACAAGGCUACCGUUAUCAAGCCAUGGCUUGUUAUGAUCAAAGCAGUAGACUUGUUGAAACAUCCCGGUGCAACAGUCAUGGCUACAUUGAGGAGGCUUGCAUCAUUCCAUGUCCAUCAGACUGCAAACUCAGUGAGUGGUCCAAUUGGUCUCGCUGUAGCAAAUCGUGUGGGAGUGGAGUGAAAGUCAGGUCUAAAUGGCUCCGGGAAAAGCCUUACAAUGGUGGAAGGCCCUGUCCUAAGCUGGAUCAUGUGAAUCAGGCUCAGGUUUACGAAGUGGUCCCUUGCCAUAGUGACUGUGGUCAGUAUAUAGGAGUCACUGAACCCUGGAGUGUCUGCAAAGUGACUAAUGUGGACUUAAAGGAGAAUUGUGGAGUGGGUGUGCAAACCAGAAAAGUGAGAUGCAUGCAAAACACUGUUGACGGUCCUUCAGACAUUGUGGAAGACUAUCUGUGUGAUCAAGAAGAGAUGCCAAUGGGUGCUAGAAAAUGCAUACUGCCGUGUCCAGAAGACUGUGUCAUAUCCGAGUGGGGCCAAUGGUCCAAGUGUUCCUUGCCCUGUAAUGGAAGCAGUGUGAGGGAACGCUUAGCAAAGAUCUUAAGGCUGCCUCAGGAAGGAAAGGCCUGUCCUUCUACCGUGGAGACAGAGCCUUGUCAUCUGAACAAAAACUGCUAUCACUAUGAUUACAAUGUGACAGACUGGAGCACAUGCCAGUUAAGUGAGAAAGCUGUUUGUGGCAUUGGGAUCAAAACAAGAAUGCUUGAUUGUGUUCGCAGCGAUGGGAAGUCAGUUGACCUGUUAUACUGUGACAAGCUUGGUUUGGAAAAAACUUGGAAUAUGAACACCUCCUGCAUGGUGGAAUGUCCUGUCAACUGUCAACUGUCAGACUGGUCUCCAUGGUCUGAAUGCUCCCAGGCUUGUGGUCUAACUGGAAGGAUGACACGAAAGAGAACUGUUAUUCAACCUUUCCAAGGUGAUGGCAGACCUUGUCCUUCACAAAUGGAGCAGUUCAAACCUUGCCCAGUAAAACCUUGUUAUCGGUGGCAGUACAGUUCAUGGGAAGAAUGUAAAGUUGAGGAUGCCCAAUGUGGAGAAGGGACAAGAACUAGAAAUAUUUUCUGUGUGGUCUAUGAUGGAUCUAGUGAUGACACUGGCAAAAAAGUUGAUGAAGAAUAUUGCGGGGAAAUUGAACCUAUGGUUGAUGGCAAUAAGAAAAUUGUACUUGAAGAAGCUUGUACUGUGCCUUGUCCAGGUGACUGUUACUUAAAGGAGUGGUCACACUGGAGCAUUUGCCAGCUGACCUGCAUCAAUGGGGAAGAUCUUGGUUUUGGAGGAAUACAGGUUCGAUCACGAGCAGUGAUUGUUCAAGAUGUAGAAAAUCAACACCUUUGUCCAAACCAAGCUUUGGGGACAAGACAAUGUAAUGAUGGCCAUUGUUAUGAAUACAAUUGGAUGGCCAGUGCAUGGAAGGGAUCAUCUCGGACUGUAUGGUGCCAGAGAUCAGAUGGUUUAAAUGUUACAGGAGGUUGCUUAAUGAUGCACCAACCAGAUGUGGACAGGUCAUGUAAGCCAGCAUGCAGCCAGUCCCAUUCUUACUGUAGUGAGACCAGAAUGUGUGCUUGUGAAGAAGGAUAUACAGAAGUAAUGUCUUCUAAUGGCACACUUGAGCAGUGCACUCUCAUCCCGGUGGUAGUUAUCCCCACAGUGGAUCAUAAAGAAGAUGUGAAAACUAGUCGUGCUGUAAACCCCACCCAGACACCUAUCACCACACCAGGACGAGGAAGAACUUGGUUCCUCCAACCUUUUGCCCCAGAUGGGAAGCUGAAGACCUGGGUUUAUGGUGUAGCUGCCGGUGCAUUUGUUUUGCUCAUCUUUGUAAUAUCUAUGGUCUAUCUAGCCUGUAAAAAGCCAAAGAAACCACAGAGGAGACAGAAUAACCGUCUGAAACCUUUAACCCUGGCUUAUGAUGGAGAUGCGGACAUGUAAAAUAAUUGCUUCCCAUUCUUUAAACUUUUGAAACAGUAGUAUUGAAAAACAGCAUGCACAUUGUGGACAUUACCAAACAGAUGUUACACAAGACAAAGGAAAAAAAAGAUAAGAUGGAUGGCUAUGGAUGUUCUAAGGAGGAAUCUUUGUCCGUGACCACCAAUUGGUACAGCAAAUUCCAGUGGCCAUUUUCAGUUGUAAGCACAUCAGCUGAGCAUCUUUAUGCAGCAUUCUUUGAAACAUACAAACUAUAAAACCACUUGCAUAUUAUAUUGAGAUUUGGGAGUGUUGAUACCAGAACAAUCUGCUGCAUUAAUCUAACUUUACUCAGUAAGCAUGGGAAGAUCAUACCAGGUUGUCUAUAAUGCUUUAUAUCCAACAUAUAUAUAGUCAGUUGCAUCAUAGGUUAAAAAAAAUCUCUCAAAUGAUAUACUGGUUAAAACACAACAACUUAGUGUUUAGCAUCUUGUAAACUUUAAUUGAUGAUAACAAACCAUUGAACAAGUUUUGGCAUUUUUGGACGACAUGAGGCAGAUUUCUGAACUAGCUUUUCAAAGGGGUAAAGACUUGCAAAAGUUUUGUCUUGUUACCAGUCCCAGGUACUAAUGCACUACUACCACACACAUUUAUCAAGGAGUUAAGAAUCUUCAGGUUCAAAAUUUUAUACAAGUUGUCUGGACAUUUAAUAUCUAUGUGUAAUACUUUUUACUUUCUCUAACUCUCAAAUUGUUGCCUGGAACUUUUUUGCUACAGAUAAGGCAAUUAUUAUUUUUUUUGCACUAUAUUAGUGCCGCAUGAUAUGCACUUAUUAAUGAGUAUUGCCAUAGAAACUGUCUCUUUUCAGUAAGGGUGAUGGUGAAAAUCCUGCAUCAGACAGACAUUUGUCAGUAAAUUUUUGAUUCCUAAUAAAAGUAAAGAUCGGUUUCCAAAAUGUUACUGGAUAAACCAGCUAACACAAUUACUGUUUAUAUACCAGUCUUAUAAAAGCAGCUGUUUUUUAGUCAAAAUCCUGACAGUGAUGUAAGUGUCUACUUUCAGACUCUGACCAACUUCUACAGUUAGUAGAUUUUUAAGUUGAUUUCUUAUUUCUUUGAAGGUUGUAAAUGACUAGAUUUUUAUAUUGCUAACUUUAUAAAAAAGAAAAAAAGAAAAAAGUGGUUGUGCACUAAUCUUGGGAAAAUACUUAACUAAACAGUGUCCCAAUAUGUUCAAUGGAAGGAAUAUGAAUUUACUACUUAUUUUUCUCCUGCUAAUGGAAAGUAUUUCAUGGAUGAAGGAUUGAUAGUCCCGUUCUUCCUAUUUGGGAUAAUCUGAUAUCUUGAGUUUGUUUGAUUUUUUUUUUAUUUUUUAUUUUUUUGGUGGGAACUUUUUUUUCAGGACAAUGGCUAAUAUAGAUUAUUUUUAAAUAUAUAUUCUGAUUCAUCAUUGUCAGAUACCUAAUCCAAGAUGGAAAAUGUAAUGCGUUGAUGGAACUUUCUCACUUGAAAUGCCUCUAGUUAUUUUAAGAGAUAGAAAUGAUAUUUUCAGCAUUCUUUUGAAUUGAACUAUCAUGGUACAUAACAAACUACAAGCUUUUCCUCCAAUGUGCAACUUUUAAUGUAAACAUUCUGGUAAUAGCUGCUCCAUUUCUUUUAUCUGCUCCCAUCCUGAGGUUUGUAUUAAAACAUGGAUCCAAUUCUAUUGCUAUUCAGAGCCAUUUAACAUUUCCCAAAAAAUAAUGCCUUUCAAACAAUGUUCGUUUAAGCUCCUCUGUAUAUAUCUCUAGUUAUGAACAGAUAAAUAAGCAAUAUAGCUCAUCAACUUUAUCAAACUCCUGUUACACAUGAUAUUAUUAGUUCUGACAUCUCAGGUCUUUGUCAAUAAGCUAAAUCUUCUUAAUAUGUGCAUUAUGCCUGGAGCAUUAUGUAGUGAUUAAUUAAAUCAGGCAAUGUGUUGCCUAUAGCUCCCUCUUCAGACCCUUGCCAGGCUUCCUAACUCAGCAGGCUUUUUAAAAACACUUUUUUUUUUUUUUAAAGUACAGCGGAAACUGGUCCCUGAAUUGUGAAGCACCUGUGGUGGCAUAUCAAAAUCUGCAGGAUGAUAGAUGUGGUUUUGUGAUUAAAGCCCUAUUCUUUUAUAAGUAAUAUUUGACUUAUACUCAUUCAUUUAACAACAGUUUGAAAUUACAAUGGCCUCUGAAAAAGUGAGUUAUGACCUGUCCUCUAAUUUAGACAGACACACCACUCCUGUGGUUAUAUGAUCACAAUUUGGCCAUUCGUCAGCCAGCUCACCUAUACCAUAGUUGUGGUGUUUUGUGGUCACUUGACGGCCUUCCCACAUUGACAGCAUUCCUAUCCAGCUUCCAAAAAAUUGAGAAAUCCAAAUUCACUUAAACAACUGUAUGGUUCACCUAAUAACCAUGUUAAAUUCACUUAACUACCUUGGUGAUUCGCUUAACUAUGGUGGAAAUAGUUGUAAAAUCUGGUCCAGUCAAGUGUCGACUUGUUUAAUGGCUGCAUUGCUUAGCAACUGAUAUUCCAGUUCAGUUGUGGCCAUAAGUAAAAGACUUUGGUUGUGCACUGCACACAACAUGAUGUGAGGUCAUCUCCAAAGCAGCAGCUCUUAGCCUUAUAGAUUGCAACAGGCUCAACAUCUGUAAUGUUAAUGAUCUUGAAGAUUGGGGGGGAGGGGACCCACAACCAGGCAACAAUUGGAUAUAAGGCAUCUGAGCCUGUAAGAAGGAAUGUGGAUGUGGCAAACAUCUCAGAAGGAGCCCUCUCUAGUUCCAUGGGCUGCAAAGGGCAAGGAGACAGAGAAAUGUACUUUCAGACUUGCAAACUUGAUGCCAUUCUUGCAAGGUUGUCCAGAGAUGGAGCACACCCAAUGAACUAAUUGGGCUUCAUUGUAAGUUACAUUGUAACAGCAUCUUGUAAGUCCCAAGGUCAUUCCCACAUGCUUUUAUCACACUUCAAGGAGGGCUGUUUUACAUUUGCAUGCCUGGUGAGCCCUCCUUUACUCAACUAUAAGAUAAAGUAUGAAACAGUAUUCUUAACUCAUCAGUGAAAGUAAAUUCUCCAGACUUGUGUAAUUAUUGUAUAGGGGGAGGCUUUCCAUUCUCCAUGAAGACGUAUACAAACUAUACUGUAUCUAAGGUGAAGCAGAAUAUUUUGGUCUCCAGAAAUUUUUGGGUUUGGGGUAUGCUUUGCAUCACACUCUAAUCUACUCUGACAUUCCUUUUUUCAGUCCAGCAUCUGGGAAAAACAUCACUGGUAAUGGAGGUAAGACUAUAGACAUUACUUACGGUCUCUGGGGCGAACACAAUUGGUAAAAAUUAGGCACCUACUGUAUAACCCCUGCAAAGCCUUCCUCUGCGAUAUAUAUCUUGGGUAUGGGAUGGUUUAGCUCAGUCUUCAUCUUGAUUCACAUUCUGUUCACUGGGAAUUCUGCCACACAAUCUAGCCAUAAUGUUUUCAAUGUUGAUACAGGUUCAGAAAUUGUCUACCCUAAUACUGUUGAAGGUAUUUAAAAAGGUGCCCUCAUAUGAGGUGAAUCUGCAGUUAUCAGCAUGAAGGAGGAACGUUCUAAGCAUCCUUGAGCAACAGCUGUUAGGAAAAUAAAUAAACCAUUCAACCAGUUUACUCACAUUAUAUCUCUCAAAGAUAUUAAUCCAAAUAGAACCACCAAACUUGAUUAUAUUCAACAUGGUAAUAUUAACAUGGUCAUUUGGAAACAAGUCAAAUGUGUUCAGUAGAAUUUAGUCUCAAGUAAGGAGUGCAGCCCAGAAAGGUAAGAUGUGCAAAAUGCUUAGAGUUUUCUUUUAAUGUAAAGAAAGACAAUUAUUUAAAUUGUCAGAAACAGCCUGGAUUGUGUUAAAUUUAGCAAACAAAAAGUAGUAUUGAAUCUCUGAUUGCAAAUAUCUUAUCUGUAUAAGAUGAAGUUGUUUUUAAAAUCUGUUUCUACAAAUCCAGUGCCUAAAUCAGCCACAGCAGUAAAUUGUUAACUUGUAAAAAAUAACAUUUUCAGUGAUUCUAUAUCUUUAAUCCAUCCUGGAAAUACUGAGUGUGCAUUUUCUUAAUUCUGUUGUUUGUAACUUCAGUUUAUAAAUGGUAGUUUUAAAAUAUGAUUACAUUUGCUAGUUCUUCCAACAUUUUCAGUUUUAAAACUCCACAGUGUGACAUAUGUUUUGAGUAUUUUUCCCCAAAUGUAAUGCUGUAAAAUGAUUAAUUUUAAAUCAUGUAAACAACAUUGUAAAAGAAAGCUUUGGAAAGAAAAGAAAUACCUUUUAACGUUUUGUAAAUUUUGCUUGCCCAAAGUAAAAAGAAAAUUCUUUUGCAUAAUGUUCAAUGCAAUCCUGAGUGCUUACUAAGAAAUUAACCCUGUUGCAUUCAGUAGGGUUUAUAUUGACCUAAGUAUGCACAGGACUGCACCCACAAUUUACUUGAAUUUUCUGCUCUCUUUUCCUUAGAUUAUGAACAUGAUGACUGGGGAAAUGUUUACUUUUUGUUAAUUUGUAAGCAUUUUCAUUUUUUAAUUAUGAUUUUUUCUUUUUUAAUGAACAAAACAUUUAUAUGCAGCUGCAAAUGUGUGUAUAUUGUCACCAAACUUUAUUCAGUUA
Molecule: messenger RNA, 9987 nt
Organism: Thamnophis elegans (Western terrestrial garter snake)
Lineage: Eukaryota; Metazoa; Chordata; Lepidosauria; Squamata; Natricidae
Gene: THSD7A
Product: thrombospondin type 1 domain containing 7A
Exons: 29
Coding region: 399-5393 (1664 amino acids)
Biological process (GO): cell adhesion
Cellular component (GO): extracellular matrix
Source: RefSeq, a predicted model, not a curated record